AUGAAAAUGUCAAGAAUUAAACAGAAAAAUGGAGUGAUUAAAGAGAAAAAUACUAUAUCAGAAAAACAACUACCUAUUAAUUUUACUGAAGCUAAUAUUUCAAAAAUGAAAAAAAAACAAGAUAAAUUGAUUGUAGAAAAUAAUACUCAAGAAACACAGGAGAGUCUGAAUUCCUUAGUUUCAAGACUUGAAAAAGAAAAUAGAAGUCAUAAGGAAAAUCCUAAACUUAUAUCAUCUCGACUCUUAAGAAGUCGACCGCCUCUUCAGUAUUUCCGAAAUCUUGUAAAUAUGCGUAUAAAGGAUCCAAUAAUAUCAUCAUUUCCAACGAACAAUAUCAUCUUUGCAGAUGAUAUUGCCGACCUUGAUUUUUGGAUAACACUUAUUGCUGAUUAUAGUGCAACUGCUAUUCAAUUUCCAGACUUUUUAACAAAAAAGAUACGUGAAGGCAUACCACAUCCUCUUCGAGGUCUUGUAUGGCAAAGUAUGUCUGGUGCACAAAAUACACAUUUGGAAAAACUUUUUAAAACUCUUCGUCACAAAGAAAGCCCAUAUGAUAAAAUAAUUGCUUGCGAUCUUGCAAGAACGUUCCCAUGUGUUGAAAUGUUUAAAGAGGAAGGUGGAGAUGGUCAAAAAAAACUUCAUUUAGUUUUACGUGCUUUUAGCUUAUACGAUACAGAAGUUGGAUAUUGUCAGGGUUUGGGCUUUAUUGUUGCCCCUCUUUUAAUGAAUAUGUUUGAACAUGAGGCCUUUUGUGUUCUUGUUAGACUCAUGGAAUGUUAUGAUAUGAGAACCAUUUUUACUAUUAAUUUGUCAGGACUUCAUUUACGGCUCUUUCAAUUUGAACAUUUUCUUUCUCUUUGCAUACCAUCUGUUGCAGCAUACUUCAAUUCUAUAGGAAUAGAUCCUUUUAUGUAUGCUAGUCAGUGGUUUCUUAGCAUGUUUGCUGUUACGUGUCCACUUCCAACGUUACAUAGAAUUUAUGAUGUCAUUUUUGGUGAAGGCGCACUUGAAACUAUUAUAAGAAUCGCCAUUGCAUUAAUUAUAAAGAACGAGACACACAUUUUAAAUAUCGAUUUUGAAGAAAAUCUACAAUUCCUUCUUAGUCCAGAAUUAUGGGCAGCGUAUAAUAGUAAUGACGACGAGUUAAUAUCGGACGCAGUUGGACUUGAUAAUAUUGUUACACAGAAUUCCUUGGCAGAAUUAGAACAAAAAUUUAAUCAAAAUAACACUAAAAACCAUAAAAAUCCCAUAAAAUCUAUUUCUAAUGAAAUCCAAAGAACAGAUAUUAAAUUUCCUGAAAAAAUAUGGAACAAAACUGAUGUUUCUUUACCAAUCUUUCUAGACUCAUCAACUAAUCACGAUUUGCUUUAUAAGUGUGAUGAUACACAAAAAAAUCUAUUAGAAUCAGAUGGCUCAACAUCAUCUAUAUACCCAAAAUCAUCAGAACUCGAAAAGGUGAUGAAUCCGUCAUUACCAGUAACUUUAUGUAAAAAACCAUUAUUUAAAAAGGCGUCUACACCUAAUAAUUUAUUUGAGCGUGAUAACAAAGAACUUCAUUAUCAAAUUGAGGAUCUUGUUAUGGCUUUAAAUUCUUUGCAAAAAGAACAUGCUUCUACAAAAGAGCAAUUAGAGACAUUAACAAGAGUUUCUUUAAAAUACAAAAAUAUUGCCUUGAAAUUAAUCGAGAUUAUCGAUAAUUCAAAUUUCUUUGAUAAAAAAACAUCUAAUCUUAAAGAAUCGGACAAGGAAAAUACAGAUCAAAAAUCUCAUACUUUUGUUUUAAAUGGGUUUGUUUCUUCUAAUGAAAAUAACAAAAAUGAAACAUAUAACAAAAACGAGGAUAUUCAGGAAUUAGUGAAACAAUUAUACGAUUCUUUUAUUCCUCCUAACCCUCUUUCAGAAGAACUUUUAUCUUUACAAGAAAAAUUGUCUCAUGAACAAUCAAAAGUAAAAGACUUAAAAAAGCAAAUUAAUUUAAAAGACUUAGAAAUAACGGAUAUAAAAAAUAAGAUUCGUGAUAUUCACAUGCAUUGGAAUCAAGCAUUGAAAGAAAAUUUGAAAAUUUAG
Molecule: messenger RNA, 2067 nt
Organism: Pneumocystis murina B123
Lineage: Eukaryota; Fungi; Ascomycota; Pneumocystomycetes; Pneumocystales; Pneumocystaceae
Exons: 5
Coding region: 1-2067 (688 amino acids)
Source: RefSeq, a predicted model, not a curated record